AUGGAGGACUACAUCGUGCUGCGGCCGCUCGCCAACGCCAUCUACGGGCGCAUCCUCCUCUGUCGACACGUCUCGACCCAGGCGCGCGUCGCCAUCAAGCUCCUCGACAUGGCGCAUGCGACCGCCCACACGACCGUCGCCGACGGCCACACGGUCGACGAGAACGUCGUGAACGAGCUCGCCGUGAACCUCGCC
Saprolegnia parasitica CBS 223.65 is the source of this 195-nucleotide messenger RNA. RefSeq lists its product as hypothetical. The transcript has a single exon. The record is from RefSeq and is a predicted model, not a curated record. The annotation marks the transcript as partial. Lineage: Eukaryota; Oomycota; Saprolegniomycetes; Saprolegniales; Saprolegniaceae.